AUGGACCGGGCCAGAAAGCUCGAGCCGCUGGCCAAGCUCGAGCCGCUCAGCCCUCGGCGCCCGUCGAUGAUGGACCCGGCCUUCAUGAAGGACGCCAUCCCGCUGGUCCCCGCCGGCGCCAGGCCGUCCAAGGGCCCCUGCGUCUGCUCCGGCGACGCCGACCACGGCGGCAUGCGCUGGCGCAAGCUCGCCAGCGACGCCGAGCGCCAGGCCAUGCGCUUCUUCGUCGAGUGCAUGCUGCCGCCGCAGCUGCAGCCCAAGGGCGAGCUCGGCGUCGGCGACGAGGCCGCGCGGUUCUGCGACCGGCCGGCGUGCGUCUUCGCCGCGUUCUCCGCGUGGUGGCGCGACUGCGGGCGCGCGGAGUUCCUCGGCCCGGACGACGGCGGCGCGCUCGGCGCCUACGACUCGGGCUGGACCGACGAGGCGCCGGAGGAGACGAAGGCGUCGACCUUUGGGAGGACGGCGGCCAUGGUCGCGGAUCGUUACGUGAACGACGGCGGCCAGCGCGGGUCGCUCGUGGCGCAGAUCGCCCGCGGCGGCCACGGCCGCUAUCUGGUCGUGCACGUCGUCGGCGCCGCGAAGCGCGAGGGCCAGACCCCGGAGGAGACCGCGCGCGUCUUCGCGCCGCUGGUCGACGCCGCGAAGCGCCGCGGCUUCGACGGCGCGGCGCUCGCGCUGGUGGGGCCGGGGACGCCGGAGGCGCUCCACGGCACGCUCCACGAGGAGGAUUCCUUGGCCAUCGCCUACGCGAAGACGCUCUACCCCGAUUUUCUGGAGGCCGCGGCGCCGCGCUUUAAAGGGCCCGACGUCGUCUUCGCGUUUCAUGCGGCGCUCUACGGCCACGCGCAGUGGAAGCGGACCAUCGCGCGGCUGCUGUACACGCCCGCCGUGUUGGCGAUCACGGCCUACUCGCUCCACGAGGCCGCGUUGGACUUCGAGACGCUCCAGGACAUCGCGCUGGACACGGGCAACGGCAACGUGACGGCGCUCGUGCCCGCGAAGCCGAACCCCUUCGGCGCGACGUCCGCGCGGACCGAGGGCCGCGCGCCCAACGGCCUGUGGAUGGACGACAACCUCGCCAUCACCGUCGUCCAGGGGGCGGCGCCGGACAUUUAA
Aureococcus anophagefferens is the source of this 1116-nucleotide messenger RNA. RefSeq lists its product as hypothetical. The transcript has a single exon. Gene Ontology annotation, cellular component: extrinsic component of mitochondrial inner membrane. The record is from RefSeq and is a predicted model, not a curated record. The coding region runs from base 1 to 1116 and encodes 371 amino acids. NCBI's taxonomy places the organism in Eukaryota, Pelagophyceae, Pelagomonadales, Pelagomonadaceae.